Messenger RNA from Chelmon rostratus (copperband butterflyfish), 9535 nucleotides. Its product is annotated as tumor necrosis factor receptor superfamily member 14-like. The transcript has 8 exons. Gene Ontology annotation, cellular component: membrane; external side of plasma membrane. Gene Ontology annotation, biological process: positive regulation of peptidyl-tyrosine phosphorylation; signal transduction; apoptotic process. The record is from RefSeq and is a predicted model, not a curated record. Gene Ontology annotation, molecular function: transmembrane signaling receptor activity; protein binding. The coding region runs from base 312 to 1091 and encodes 259 amino acids. Lineage: Eukaryota; Metazoa; Chordata; Actinopteri; Chaetodontiformes; Chaetodontidae.
GUGGCGCAGGUAGUGAAGUCUGAACUGCGUGUCUGUAGGUCUUCGUGUUACUACAUUAAUAUGAUUGUCAUGGCGUGGUUUUUUUUUUGCAGUAUCUUGGUUCCUUCCCGGCUUGUUUCAGUAUACAGGACAGCUCUCGGUAAAGUACCAUCAGUGUAAGUCCAGUUAGGAAUUUACGGAACUUUUCCAGCAGCGUCGCCGUUAACCGACACGACAGCCGAUUUCCAGAUGAUGUCCUCGUUCAGGAUUUGUCUCUGCACUUCAUCCCAACUCUCAGUGAGACGACGUCUUCAGUGAUCCAGUAGCAGUAAAUGAUGUUUGGAGGAGAAUCUUUGACAGCUGCACCAUUGCUGAUACUUCUGAUGAAUAUCUUCAGAGGACAAACCCUUACAUGUCAUCGAUCAGAGUACAUGAUAGGAGACGAGUGCUGUCCCAUGUGUCCUCUAGGAAGUCGAGUUAAAACAGAUUGCACUGAGUUCAGAAGCACUUCCUGUCUGCCCUGCUCUGAGGGAACCUUCAUGAAUCAUCCAACUGGACUUAAGCAAUGUUUUGCCUGUACAAGCUGUGCUGCAGGUUCUGGUUUGAAAAUAAAGACGUCAUGUGCAGCAACAUCAGAUACAGUUUGUGAACCUCUGGAAGGAUUCUACUGUUUGGACCCUACAGUGGAAGGCUGCACGACAGCACAGAAACACACAAGGUGUCAACCAGGACAAUACGUCAGACAAAAAGGAACAGCAUUAACAGACACUGUGUGCUCUGACUGCACUGGUGAAACAUAUUCAGAUGGAACGUUUCCAUCCUGUCUGCCACACAGACAAUGUGAAUCAGAGAAUCUUCAGCUGAUAAAACCAGGAACUGUUUCAACUGAUGCUGAGUGUGGAGAACAAAGUUCAGACAGGACAACAAUUAUAAGCAUCAUAUCUGCUGUUGUGGUGGUGCUUUUUUUAGUAAUUGUGAUACUUGUAAUUUAUUGUGUCAGAAAGAAGAAAAGAAAUCCAAACAAAGCAGAAAGAAGAGAAAAUGCAGAAAAACGGGUAAGUUUUAUACUCUGCACUUUUAUUAGCAGGUCUGUUUCACUGUAUGGAAAAUAGUACUGGGGGGGUCACAGGACACACUUUUCAGACUCAAAGUAACAACCCCUGUUUUUGUUCUUAAACUCUGUUUUUGUGUUUAAUCUUUAUUGUUGUCUUGUUUUUACUGUUAUAUUUUUGGCACUCACUGUGACAAACAUCAUUUUGAUCCCUCCAUACGUCCCGUACAUAUGGUGUCAAUAAAUAAAGUUGACUUUGACUUGAGCUAGCAGCAAAACUAGCGAAUAACUCAGACCAUCGGAGGGAAAGUGAGACAGAUCCAGAAAUCUGUCAUAUUGUCAUUUAUUUCCAGGCUCACUCCUGUGUUCCCACCCUCCUCUGACUUCCUCCACACACAGAAGCUAAAGCUGUUCGUCUUCAUGUCUACAGUAAAUGUCAGUGUGAUGUGUGUUCACAGUACAUUUCAAUAAGGAACAAUGCUGAUCACAUGUCUCACAAAGAAAAGCGUCCUGCAGUUCAGAAAUCAGAUACACAGAAGCUCCACUUCCACCUCAGAGCUGUGCAUCGGUGCAGCAUUCUCUCCAUCACCUGGCUGGAGAAACCAGAACAGUACCAGCUGUAAUUUGGCAAAGUCUCCAAUAGCUCUGCCGUCGGCUUAUUAACUUCAUGGAAGAGAACGAUGGACACUUUGACAGAACUGAAAAAUUAGACUCUGCAGACCUGCAGGCUUUAUUGAUCUUCUCUGGUGGUCACACACAGCUCACAGUUGGAUCUGGACAACAGACAGACUGAAACUGGACUUUAUCUGUUAUAAACCAGAACAAACUGCUGGAACAGAGGACAGUGGAGAAGUGUCUUUAGGUCCAACAUGAUGGGACAAAGGGUUGCUUUAAUCAAAAGCAAAGAUGGAUGGUGUGCACUGUCCAUGUACAACCCCAGGUGGGUAUAUGUGCUGGACAAAAGUGGGAAAUAGUCAAAUGAGGUCAUCCACAAGUUGAAUAUUUCAAGUUUCAGAUGGAUUCAUGAGGCAUUAAAAGGCCCUUUAUGGUUGACAUUAAACUCCUAGGAGCUGAUAAUAUUCAGCAUGUGGACUGUUUUUAUCCUGUAAAUGAGUUCAAAUUGUAACUGCUGACUCAGCUACCUGAUGAAAACAACAUGAGGUGUGAAGUUUGAGGUGUUUUACAGACAGUAAUGACUUUUAGUAUUAGUCAAACGCAUUGUGUAUCAAGGUAUUUGCUGUACAUUUGUCCUGAAGCUACUCUGAGUAAAUGUGCUGAUGUUGUGCUUGUUGGUUUAAACAUCUACAAUACACAGUUUUUGAGUCGAAAGCACGAACCACAGACCGCGAUUUGAACAGCGCUGGAUGUGUGACGCGUGAACUACAGGAAGAGGACAGAAACUACAGACGCCAGAACAGCAGAGUUCCUCAAAGAAAGAAGAAUAAAGAUCAUGGACGACCUGACACAAAAAACCAGGGAAUCCAGGAAUCAGCUGUGGCCGCAGGUAGAGAGGGCGAGGAAAGAGGGGAGGAAAGCCGGCUUCAGAGGAGUGCACGCCUACAUCGGUGGUAUCAGAGUCACAGCCAAGGACAUGUAACAUGUCUUCUUCUGUCGUAUUCAUCUCUUUUUUUCUCUCCUCAAUAAUGCUGCAGCCAUUGGCUGGCUACAUUUUUUUGAGACUACCCACAACUUUUUGCUUUUUCUUGUUUAGUUUCUUCUCUCUCAGAGAGCAGUAACAACAUUUUCUCAUGUCUUAGUUGCUCUCUCUCUAGAGUUUUUCUAAUAGAUUAGCUUGCCUACUGAAAAUAUUGUUUUGAUUUUUGUUUCCUCAGAGAGAAAUGUAGAGAGGUAAAUGCGGUCUGAUCUGCUGCAGCAGCAUCUGCUCUCAACCCAGAGAGAGCAACAGCUCCUCAAAUCCUAAGAGAGGAUUUUGAGUGGUUUUGCUUUUUCAGUCUUAGUUAUUUUGUAUGUUAGUUUUCUUUCUGUUAAUGUCAGGGGUAUUAGAAAUCAUUUAAAGAGAGAGUUUAUUUUUAUAUUGCCAGAAUAAAUGUGCAGAUUUUUUUCUUUAUCCAAGAAACUCAUUGUAGUAGCCGUUUGUCCAAGCAACAAAAAAUUUCAAACCAAACUUCAAAUCAUAAAAAGUCAAAGGGCCACUGCUGCACCAUGGGUUUGUGGUGUACGCGGAUGGGAAAAACGUAAUGUCCAAACAAAUAUUAAAUUUCAACAAAAAAACGUUGUUUAUUUAACCAAACAGCGAGCAAGCAAAGAACAAAGACAUUCCACAGUGCCUCUCCCGCUCCGGUAAAAAACCAUUUGCCCACCCAGGUGCAUGCUGGUCCCUUACCGUAGCCCUACUUAUAUCAUCGGGUGCCCCCCUAACGUGCCCAAAUGAAACAAAACCACAAAUGACAAACAAGAAAACACCUAUACUAAACAAAUAAACAGAAUACUAACAGAAAUCUAAUCAUAAUGAAAUCAAAUAAAUUGAUUCAGAAUGAUCAAAUCUAAAUACUAACAAAACUAAAUACUAAACUACACAACACUAAAUACCAAUAAAUAAAUAAAUAGCUCCAACACUCCGGACCCUAAUUGUGCAUUAAAUCACAAUUACUUUAAUUUCUCAAAGGGGCUAUACCCUCAACCAAACCUGUGACUGAACAUAGUAUGUCAUGCAUUAGCUUCAGUUCACUUUCUUCUUUGUGGUGAACCUGCAACAACAAAAGAAGGGGGGGGGGGGUCCAUGGUCACACUCCCGCUUCCAGCAGCAGACAGAGCUUCGUCACAGGCCUCUCCAGAAUGCUGGUCUUAGUUCGAAGGCGCACAGAGCGCGCCAGGCCCUUUGCAUCUGCUCUCACAUCCAAGAUUUUCCCCAUCAGCCAAGAUCCUCUUGGAGCUGCAGCAUCUGCUACGAGGACGAUGUCUCCAGGAAUGAGAUUCAUUCUUGGCCUUGUCCAUUUCUGUGUCUCUUGCAUCAUAGGUAGAUAUUCAGAAAUCCAUCUCUUCCAAAAGAGUUCUGUCAUGUACUGUAUUUGCUUCCACCUUUUCCUGAUGUAGAGAUCACUGUGAUCAAACAAUCCUGGUGGCAUGAUUGGCUUGCCCUUUAACAUCAGAAUGUAAUUAGGUGUGAGCGCCUCUAGGUCAUCAGGGUCAUCAGAGACUUUUGUGAGAGGUCUGUCAUUCAAUAUGGCGUCAGCCUCACAGAAAACAGUUUGGAGCCCUUUAUCGUCCAGAACUUGCUGUUUGACAACUGAAGUUAGAACACUUUUCACUGAACGAAUCAGGCGCUUCCAAACACCACCAUGAUGUGAAGCUGCUGGUGUGUUAAAGCUCCACUUUAUGCCAUCCUGGACCAAAGAUCUCUGAAUUUUGCCAUGAUUUAAACCAGCCAGACUUUCUUUCAGCUCCCAGUUGGCUCCAACGAAGUUUGUGCCAUUAUCAGACCUGAUGGUAGAAACUGGGCCUUGUCUACAGAUGAACCUCCGGACAGCGUUUAUACAGGAAUCUGUAUCCAGUGUAUAUGCCCCCUCCAAAUGUACAGCACGACUGGUCAGGCAGGUGAAAAGCACGCCACACCUUUUAAGAAGACUUCUCCCUCUUUUAACAUCGAUGGGCCCAAAAUAGUCUACUCCAACAUCUGUAAAAGGGGCUCUAUCGGGCAACACUCUUUCCUCAGGCAGGUCUGCCAUCUUCUGUUCAAUAAGUUUUCCUCUGUUGUGUCUGCAAACAACACAGUCGGAUAUGACUUUCCUUGCAGCAGAGUUUGCAUUCAUGAUCCAGUACUUCUGCCGCAGCCUGGACGGCAUGUGAUUUCUUCCUGCAUGUCCCAGUUGAUGAUGAAUAUGGCGCAGAAUCAGUACGGAUACAUGCAGAUCUUUCGACAAAAUGACUGGAAGUUUGGACUCUGCUGGCAUUGCCGCUUUAUUCAGCCGACCACCUACUCUGAGGAUUCCAACCGCCUUUGGCUCUCAGAGAAACUUUGGCCCAUUUAUCCAUCUCCUGCCUUUCAGGAAAUUCUCUGCCCUCAUUCCUCUUGAUGCAUCAUCUGCUGGAUUCUCCUUAGACCCAACGUAUCUCCACUGGUCAGCAUUUGCUGCUUCUCUGAUGAUGGAAACUCUGUUUGCCACAAAGGUGUGGAAUCGUCUGGUAUUAUUAUAGAUGUAUUUAAGAACAGUUGUGCUGUCAGUCCAGAAAACUGACUUCUCCAACUUAAGUUGCAACUCCUUUUGAAGCAUUUUAUCAACUCGAACUGCAAGAACCGCCGCUGUAAGUUCCAGUCGAGGAAUUGUUGUCUGCUUAAGUGGAGAAAUUCUGGCCUUUCCCAACAGAAAUGCAACCUGAACUCUGUCAUCCUUUUCCAGUCUCAAAUAAGACACUGUUCCAUAGCCAACUUGGCUGGCAUCAGAGAAGUGGUGAAGCUGUGCUGUGGCAGGGUCUCCAAAGUCUCUGGGUUUAAUACAGUGAUCCACCUUGAAUUCAGCCACCUUCUGGAGAUCCUCCAACCACUCAAACCACUUCUCAGAGAGGGAAAGAGGGAUAGCUUGAUCCCACCCCAAGCUUCUCCUACAAAGCUCCUGCAGCAACAACUUGGCUGGCAUGGUGAAUGGGGCCAAAAAUCCUAAAGGGUCAUAAAGUGAGCUGACCACUGACAAAAUGCCCCUUCUAGUCUGUGGCUGUUCCUGUGCUGAGGUCCUAAACUUGAAUUUGUCAGUUUCAAUGCACCACUGUAACCCCAGUGCCCGCUCCAUUGGAAGUUGGUCCACACCCAAAUCCAGCUCCAUCACUUCUUUUGCUCUGCAGUCUUCAGCAAUUGACAGCAGUACUGUUCGACUGUUGCUGAUCCACUUGGAAAGAUUAAAUCCUCCUUUGUGACAAAGUGCAGUCACAUCCUUGACCAUUUGCACUGCCUCCUCCUCUGAGGCCACUGAUUUCAAGCAGUCAUCAACAUAAAAAUUACAUUUGACUGUAUUAACUGCUUCAUGAGGGAAAUGUUGGGCAUUGUCAUCUGCAGUUCUCUUCAAUGCAUAAUUUGUGCAGCUUGGUGAUGACACAGCUCCAAACAAAUGUACUUUCAUGCGAUGGUCCAGGGGAGCCUGUGAAGUGUCUCCACCAGGCCACUAGAGAAAGCGGAGAAAGUUGAUGUGCCUUUCAGAAACAUGAACUUGGUGAUACAUUGCUUGGAUGUCAGCCAUUACUGCAACAGGCUCUUGGCUAAAUCGAACAAGGACUCCAAUUAGAGUGCUGGUCAAAUCAGGGCCCUGCAAAAGCUGACAGUUCAGUGAUGUCCCUUUAUAUGCUGCUCCACAGUCAAAAACAACUCGCAGCUUGCCUUUUCUGGGAUGAUAAACCCCAUGAUGAGGGAUAUACCACACUUUUCCAUCACUCUGCUUUAGUUGAUCAGAAGGCACCAGCUCAGCAUAUCCUUGAGCCACCAUGUUGUUUAAAAAUGUGAUGUAUUCUUUCUUAAAUUGACCAUUCUUGACAAAUUUUCUUCUCAGGCUCUGGAGGCGCUGUUCUGCAACAUGGCGAUUAUUUGGCAAGAGAGGGUUUUCCUGUCUGAAAGGUAAGUCAAUGCAGUAAUGACCUUCAGUUAACUUUGUGGUGUUGUUCAUAACUUCCAUAAACUUGACAUCCUCUCUGGACAUUUCUAACUGUUCGUCUGAUGACCUCUCAUUAAAGUCAUGGUUGAACUGUUUAACCAGCAUUUCCUGAAGAUAUUUAACAGAGAUCCGGUUGGAUGUUACAGCAGAGCAGUCACUCUUAUUCUUGUUGCUCUCACCAUGAAGUGGACCGUUAAUGACCCAGCCAACCCUGGUUCGAACAGCAUAAGGUCCCUCAUCCUGGCUGUUUAUCAGUUCCCAAGGCUCCAUCACCUUUGGUGCAUCAGUUCCAAUGAGCAGAUCAACACCUUCGUCAAUGUCGAAGUUGAACAUCCUUCAGAUAAGACCACUGAUCAAUGUCCUCUUGUUGUGGUGUAUUGAGUGUGGAGACAGGCAUGUCCUUUUGAGUCAAAACAUCAGGUAACUCAAUAAAGUCAUUCAUAUCCACACCAGACACCUCAAGACCUGACAGCACAUGAGCAUUUACAAUCUUCUUUUGACCCAUUGUUCUCAACAGAAUGCUUGUCCUUUUACCUCUCAAGUUCAAUUUUCUUGCCAAGUUCUCUGUACAAAAUGUUCCUGAACUCCCAGGAUCCAAAAAGGCAUAUGUCUGCACAGUUUUGUUACUCCUCUGACUCUUGACUGCAACAAUAGAAAAAAUGGAGGCAUCUUCAUGACCGGCCCCAAUAUGGCCACAGGUCUGAAACAUUGCAGGUGAAACACUUGAAGAGCCCACAGACUGUUGAUCAGAGGUUGUUCCUUUAUCCUGCCGCUCUAUAUGAAGGACACUUGGGUGCUUUUGGUGACACACGUUGCAAUUCAAACGACUCCUGCAGUCUUUGCUUGUGUGGCCUACUUUCAGGCAACCAAAACAGAUUCCUUUUUCUUUAAUGAAAUUAAUCUUGUCCCUGUGUACUUUCAUUUUGAACUGUGAGCAUUGAUCCAGUGAAUGAUCAACUUGUGAACAGAACAGGCAGUUGAGAGUGGAGGACUUGGUCCUGUUUCCUGUAUGUUGAGUUAUGACUCCUUCCUUUACUGCAGUGACAUUGGUGGCAAAGCUGCUCCCCCUUUUCCUUUGUUUGAAGUGACUAGCAGUGGAAGCUUUGAGGUUAGUGAGCAGUGGGUCUUGAAUGUUGCCAAAAACUGGAUCUGAAGCAAUUUUGACUUGUCUUUCAAUAAAACCAACAAGAUCAGUGAACAUUGCUCUCUUACCCCUUCGUUCUUGCAGAUCACAAGCAACAUUUCUCCAUUUUCCCCUUAAUUUAUAAGGAAGUUUCAAAAUGAUUCUCCUCAUGUUCGAUGGUAAGUCCAGUUCUUUCAUGUGCAUCAGUUGCUCUGUUAAGUUUGAACAUCCACGAAGAAACAAGGAGAAUGAUUGCAACCCUUUAAUGUCCUCACUUUUAACAGGUGUCCAGUUAAGUAUCUUUUCCAUGUAUGCAGCAGCAAUUUUGUGUUCAUUUCCAAAGUGCUCUGCAAGAAGAGUUUUGGCCCGGUGGUAUCCCUGCUCUGAAGGUAAAUGUUGACAACUGUGCACCAGGGGCCUGUUGCACAAAAGUAGGAUUAAGACAUCCAGGAUAGGUUAUUGAGCCUGGCUCAACCAAUCCAAAACAACAGAGUUCAGGCUUAAUUGGUUGCACAAACGCCAAGCCAGGAUAAGUAGACACGGAUUCAUCAAGCCAGGUGAAACCAAUCCUGGAUAAGUGAGAGACAGCAAGCUCCAAUUGUGGCAGUGGCAGCAAGCAGUGGCACUUCCUGUGGCAGCAUAAUUCUGCCGUGGCAUUUGCCACAGUCUGUGGCAGCUGCCACAGCAUUUGCCGCUGUCCUGGCAGCUGCCUAGGCAUGUGCCGCUGUCUGUGGCAGCUGCCACGGCAUUUGCCAGUAUCUGUGGCAGCUGCCACGGCAUUUGCCGCUGUCCUGGCAGCUGCCACGACAUUUGCUGCUGUCUGAGGCAGCUUCCACGGGCGUGCUGCGGCAAAUGGGCCAGUAGCCACAGCAAAUGCUGGUCAUGAGUGUUUUUCAAUGAUACAUUUAGUGAUAUGAUUGGGCUGCGGGAUUAAUUAAUGAGUAAUGCUGCCAUGAAUUAGUGUGUAUAUAAUAGCAUUAAUUAAGCUUGUUGUUUACGUGCUGUGUACUGAUUUUUAAAAAUAUGACCAGUAUAAUAUACAUGAAAGUACAUGAUUUGUUUCCGCCUAUGGCCUGAAAAAAAAAAAUAAACAAAAAAUGACAAUGAAUCUCAAUUGAAUCUGCCAGGGCAAGUGCAGGUCCUGAGUGUUUUUCCCCUAUUCAGUGAUGCGAUUAGGCUGCAGGAUUAAUUUAUGAUCAACGCUGCCACACGCACACACACACACACAUCUAUAUCUAUAUCUAUAUAUAAAUUAAUCCCGCCAUACACUCUGUUUUUCAUACCUUGAUUAGUUUCCAAGAAAUAAACUGUGUCUCUGAGAUGUUUUUUUAAAAUGUGAUCCUUGUUUGCCAGUUCUGGUGGGCGUUGAUUCUCCACUUGAUGCCCUCCAGGGUUGCCAGGUAUGGGGAGCAAUUAAAAUAUUGAAGCCUCAAACCCGAAAUGUGUCAAUAAAUCUGGCUUUGUCAUUAAAACCGUAUCCGGAAACUUUGUUGAAACAAAUUAAUCUAAAUUUCAAAGGAUGCAUUUCUGACAGAUUAUCACUUCUGUACUUACCUUGCCUUUUAUCCUCCUUACUUGCCAACUUUGUCCCUUAAAUAAUAACAAAACAUGGGCAAGGUUCGCAAAAAUUCGACAUAUUGUCUGACUGCACACACAUAAUAUAUGUAGGAGCCGAACUGUGUCACUGGUGGAUUAUUCGUCUCUUGAUUUGCUUGGUCUGGUUGCCACGGUGAUGCACAGGGCUUGGGUCACGUGGGCACUGGGGAUGAUUGCCGUAGGUGAUGU